AUGCGAUGCGGGGGACCGGCGGCAUCUCCAUAUACUAUUUGUCAAACUGGCCUCCCUCCAGGCCUUGUGCUGUCAGCGUUUCCCCCCCCCAGCGCCGGUCCCGCAGGUCCGGGGCCGGAGCACAACCGGAAGGCGCAAGGGCCUCACUCCGCCAUCAUGACUCUGACCGCGAAGCUCUCCACGCCCGUCACUGGCACCUACGACCAGCCCAUUGGCCUCUUCAUCAACAACGAGUGGGUCGAGGGUGUCGACAAGCAAAAGUUUGAAGUCAUCAACCCCUCCACCGAGGAGGUCAUCACCUCUGUUUGCGAGGCCACCGAGAAGGAUGUCGACCUCGCCGUCGCCGCCGCCCGCAAGGCCUUCAACACCACCUGGAAGGAGACCACUCCCCACGAGCGUGGCCGAUACAUGAACAAGCUCGCCGACAUUGUCGAGAAGAACACCGACCUCCUCGCCGCCGUCGAGUCCCUCGACAACGGCAAGUCCAUCACCAUGGCCAAGGGUGACGUCGGUGCUGUCGUUGGCUGCAUUCGCUACUACGCCGGUUGGGCCGACAAGAUUGAAGGCAAGACCACCGACGUCGCCCCCGACAUGUUCCAUUACAUUAGAAAGGAGCCCAUUGGUGUCUGCGGUCAGAUCAUUCCCUGGAACUUCCCUCUUCUCAUGCUUUCCUGGAAGAUUGGCCCUGCCCUGGCUACUGGCAAUACCAUUGUCAUGAAGACUGCUGAGCAGACUCCUCUCUCUGGCCUCGUCUUUGCCCAGUUCGUCAAGGAAGCCGGCUUUCCCCCCGGUGUCUUCAACCUGAUCUCCGGCUUCGGCAAGACGGCCGGUGCUGCCCUCUCCAACCACAUGGACGUUGACAAGAUCGCCUUUACUGGUUCCACCCUCGUCGGCCGCACCAUCCUCAAGGCCGCUGCUUCCUCCAACCUGAAGAAGGUCACCCUCGAACUCGGUGGCAAGUCCCCCAACAUUGUCUUCAACGACGCCGAUAUCGAGUCCGCCAUCUCCUGGGUCAACUUUGGAAUCUACUUCAACCACGGCCAAUGCUGCUGUGCCGGCUCCCGCAUCUUUGUGCAGGAGGGCAUCUACGACAAGUUCCUCGAGGCCUUCAAGAAGCGCGCCGCCGCCAACGCUGUCGGUGACCCCUUUGACGCCAAGACCUUCCAGGGCCCUCAGGUCAGCCAGCUCCAGUACGACCGCAUCAUGAGCUACAUCAAGUCCGGCAAGGAGGAGGGUGCCACGGUCGAGAUUGGCGGCGAGCGCCACGGCGACAAGGGCUACUUCAUCAAGCCCACCAUCUUCUCCAACGUCCGCUCCGACAUGAAGAUUAUGCAGGAGGAAAUCUUUGGCCCCGUCUGCUCCAUCUCCAAGUUCUCCACCGAGGAGGAGGCCAUCAAGCUCGGCAACGAGACCACCUACGGUCUCGCCGCCGCGGUCCACACCAAGGACCUCAACACCAGCAUCCGCGUCAGCAACGCGCUCAAGGCCGGUACCGUCUGGGUCAACUGUUACAACAUGAUCAACUUCCAGGUGCCUUUUGGUGGCUUCAAGGAGUCUGGCAUUGGUCGCGAACUCGGCGAGGCUGCUCUCGACAACUACCUCCAGACCAAGUCCGUGGCUGUCCGCCUCGGUGGCCCUCUGUUUGGUUAA
Molecule: messenger RNA, 1650 nt
Organism: Cordyceps militaris CM01
Lineage: Eukaryota; Fungi; Ascomycota; Sordariomycetes; Hypocreales; Cordycipitaceae
Product: aldehyde dehydrogenase
Exons: 5
Coding region: 1-1650 (549 amino acids)
Molecular function (GO): aldehyde dehydrogenase (NAD+) activity
Source: RefSeq, a predicted model, not a curated record